Messenger RNA from Pyrus x bretschneideri (Chinese white pear), 1007 nucleotides. RefSeq names its product protein CONSERVED IN THE GREEN LINEAGE AND DIATOMS 27, chloroplastic-like. Lineage: Eukaryota; Viridiplantae; Streptophyta; Magnoliopsida; Rosales; Rosaceae. The record is from RefSeq and is a predicted model, not a curated record. Bases 148 to 405 code for a protein of 85 amino acids. The transcript is spliced from 2 exons.
UCCACGUAAAUAAUGAAUGGUCCCUGAAAAAACACAACCAUCCCUGAAGAAACCCUCGUCUCCUUCCCCGAUUUCGUGCCCGUUGAACAAAGAAACUUCGAAUAUCCCUCGGCCGCGCUCCAGUUCGGUUUGAUUUCUAGGAAAUAAAUGCUCCAGGCGCAGGUGUAUUGCUCUCUGCUCUUUAGUCCUCCACAAGUCAAGUUAGUGAAGGUUGGUAGCAGCUCUAGCUCAUGGCUGAUCCAAUACCGUAGUGCUCAGAGGCUACCCAAGGAGGUUUCUGUCAAGGCCUUGAAAGAUGGGGCAGGUGGGGAAACGAGCGGCUUCCGCAGGCAGAGUUGGGAUCCCGGGUCAGAAAUUGAGGUUCCUUUUGAGCAAAGGCCGGUGAAUGAGUACUCGUCUCUUUAGGACGGAGUCUUGUACUCGUGGGGCGAACUGGGACCUAGGGCCUUUUUUACUUCGACUUGGAGGUUUGUGGUUGGUAACUUUCACAACUCUAGGAUUGCCUAUUGCAGCUGCAAGCUUCAAUCCAUCAAGGGUAAGAUAUAGAUAUUGCGCAUUUGGAAGUCAACAUCAGAAAAUAUAUGUGGAUAUGAUGAGAAUCAGUACUGAACAUCCUCCUUGAAGUUGUGCAUGCUCCCAUGGCAAUAACAUCUUUUGCUUGGCCGAUAUCAUAAUAUAUGUGUAGUAGUGUAGAAAGCCAAAAAGAUUAAUGCCCCGGCACCACCAGGUUUCGGAACCGGAAGAGAAUGUUCUCUGUGCUUCCAUGCCUAAGGCUAAGGCUAUACUCAAACGGUCAGCAAAAUCACAUACAGAAUUAUUGACAUGCUACUAAACAAGUUCAAUAGGAAAUAUACAUCUACCCCAGCAAGAGGUAAUUCAUUUGUCUUUCCUUUCUAUGUUCCAACCUUGCAGGACCCUCUAAGAUUUGCGCUAGCGGCUGGAACUGGAACUCUUUUUGUUGUAUCGUUGAUUGUCUUAAGAUUUUAUCUGGUACGGUUUUUAGCUUA